UUCCAAGCAAAGAAAAAGAAAGACCUUAGACUUUACAAAAGGAGAAAAAAGUAACAUUUCAGACUCCAAAAAACAAGCGCCAUUUUCAGGACCUUUUCUUUUGGAUAAAAAUGGGUGAUCAUCUGGUUUUAUGUGUGGACCGUCUCAUAACUCCUGAAAGUUUGCAAUCAAUGCAAGAAGCUGAUGCGGCAGGCUCUUCUGGUGAAGGUUCUUCUCAAGUAGCUGAGCUACAUGCUUGUGCUGUUGAUGUUAAGGAAGUGGAAGAAUAUAGUUCCUGCGAUGAAGAAUAUCCACUUAUCCAGACAGUUGAAUGCCGAAUCUGCCAGGAGGAGGACAGCAUUAAGAAUUUGGAGACACCUUGUGCAUGCAGUGGCAGUUUGAAGUUUGCCCACAGGAAAUGCGUUCAACGUUGGUGCAAUGAGAAAGGAGAUAUAACCUGUGAGAUUUGUCAUCAGCCUUACCAACCAGGAUAUACUGCGCCACCACCUCCUCCUCAGUCAGAGGAUGCCACAAUUGAUAUCAGUGAGGGUUGGACAAUCUCUGGUGCUCCUUUGGAUUUGAGUGACCCUCGAAUUUUAGCAAUGGCAGCUGCAGAACGCCAUCUUUUGGAGGCAGAUUAUGAUGAAGAUGCUGAUACCAAUGCUAGCGGAGCUGCAUUUUGCCGCUCUGCUGCCCUAAUUCUAAUGGCUCUUCUACUUUUGAGGCAUGCUCUCUACCUAACCAAUGGAGAUGGGGAUGAUGAAGCAACUACAUUUUUCUCUCUUUUCCUGCUUCGUGCUGUGGGCUUUCUUCUCCCAUGUUACAUCAUGGCCUGGGCCAUCAGCAUAUUGCAGCGCCGAAGGCAGAGACAGGAAGCAGCGGCUGUUGCAGCAACUGAAGUUGCAUUUCUGAUACAGGCAGGGCAACGCAGGGGUAUACAGUUCAAUAUAGCACCAGGACCUGCAGCAACUCCUCGUCAGGAGCCACUUCAAUAAUGUGACAGUCCUUUUCUCUGGUAAGAGGCUAUGGUGGUGAAGAGGGUUAGUUUAGUAAUGAAACUAUGGGUAAAUUGUUUUACUCAUUCUACUAGCAGUGAAAGAAAACAAGGUGGUUGUGUUCCUCGCAUUUGUUAUGUUGUAUGUCUAAUUGUUAUUUCAGAAAACCCUGAUGAUUUUUUUUUUCCUACUUAUUUGAAGGCAUCAAUGUCACUGUUUAUGUUUGUACAUAAAUCUUGAAUCUCAUUCCCUCAUUUUCACUGCAUGAGGAACUUGGAUUACUGGAUUUGUUGAAUAUAAUUCCAAACUUGCUUGGAUGCUCCAGGUUUUCCUUUUGAAAACUCUCUCUUAUCUUUUCAUGUUUAACUCAUCCAAUCUUGUCAUAUUGCAAAAGUUUUUGCCUUAUGUAUCAUGUUUAUGAAGAUGAAUGCACCAGUUGAUUGCUCUCGUUACCAUCAUUUGCUGGUUUCUUGUCUUUGUUGUUAUAAUCUUUCUAGCUGCUACUGUCAAGCGACUAUUAGCUUGGUUUAAACUGUUGUUAAAUCUUUGGUACCUAGGGGAAAUCAGGUGGCACAAAAUUAAUCAACAGCAUCCUAAUGUAUUCAAAAGUCCUGUUUUAGAUGAUGUUGCAUCUUUUCUUCAUUCUUGUGUUGUAGAUGCUUCCACUUUUAUGAGCUCUGAAAUUGCUUUUAAAUUUCAAUUUUGCGGGCUUCAAUGGGACUUCUAUAGUUACUACUUCUGUACUAUUGUAUCUGUUUUUCACUGUUUUUUGGUUCAGCAUUACUGGUAUUACAUUU
Molecule: messenger RNA, 1771 nt
Organism: Durio zibethinus
Lineage: Eukaryota; Viridiplantae; Streptophyta; Magnoliopsida; Malvales; Malvaceae
Biological process (GO): protein ubiquitination
Cellular component (GO): membrane
Molecular function (GO): ubiquitin-protein transferase activity; zinc ion binding
Source: RefSeq, a predicted model, not a curated record